Messenger RNA from Mycotypha africana, 942 nucleotides. Its product is annotated as eukaryotic translation initiation factor 2 alpha subunit-domain-containing protein. Gene Ontology annotation, cellular component: eukaryotic translation initiation factor 2B complex; eukaryotic 48S preinitiation complex; eukaryotic translation initiation factor 2 complex. The transcript is spliced from 5 exons. The record is from RefSeq and is a predicted model, not a curated record. Lineage: Eukaryota; Fungi; Mucoromycota; Mucoromycetes; Mucorales; Mycotyphaceae. Gene Ontology annotation, molecular function: RNA binding; translation initiation factor activity; ribosome binding. The coding region runs from base 1 to 942 and encodes 313 amino acids.
AUGGCCGACAAUAAGUUCCACUGUCGCAUGUACGAGAAUGAGUUUCCCAAGGUUGACGAUGUUGUCAUGGUCAACGUCCGUCAAAUUGCCGAUAUGGGUGCUUAUGUCAAACUUCUCGAAUAUGGCGAUAGAGAAGGUAUGAUUCUGCUUUCAGAAUUGUCCAGAAGACGUAUUCGUUCAGUUCAAAAGUUGAUUCGUGUCGGCAGAGACGAAGUUGUUGUUGUUCUCAGAGUUGACGAAGAAAAGGGUUAUAUCGAUUUGUCUAAGCGUCGUGUCACCCCUGAAGAUAUUGUAAAAUGUGAAGAGAAAUACAACAAAUCUAAAGCUGUUCACUCUAUUUUACGUCAUGUUGCUGAAAAGAACGACAUGCCUUUGCAAGAAUUAUACGAAACUAUCGGUUGGCCUUUGUAUAAAAAGUUUGGACAUGCCUAUGAUGCUUUCAAGAUGGCUAUUGUUGAUUCUGAUGCUGUGUUUGCCGGUAUGAAUAUUCCUGAUGAAGUUUUGAAGGAAUUAUUAGCCAUUAUUAAGCGCAGAAUGACUCCUCAUCCCGUUAAGAUUCGUGCACAACUUGAUAUUAGAUGUACAGGUAUUGAUGGUGUCAAUGCCAUUAAGGCUGCUUUGAAGGCCGGUGAAUCUGUUGGUUCAGAAGAAGUACCUAUCAAAAUCACAUAUUUGGCCGCGCCUUUCUAUGUCGUCACAGUCGAUUCUUUGGAUAAGAAACUCGGUUUUGAAAUGAUUGAAAAGAGUAUUGAAGCGAUAAAGGCAGAAUUAGAAAAGUAUUCUUGGACCAAGUUCAAGGUUGAAAAGGAAGCUAAAUUGGUCUCUGAUUCAGACGACCGUGAUUUUGCUGCUUUAUUGGCCCAAGCUGAAAAGGAAAAUGAAUUGGUCAGUGGUGAUGAAGAUGAAGGUGAUGCCGUUGCUGCCAGUGACGAUGAUAUGUAA